AUGUCUACAGGAAAGCGGACAGCAGACCAUCUACCCCCUUCCGAACAGGUAUCAAAUCGUCCUCGCUAUAUCCCCCCCAAGUUCCUCGGCGUGCUGCUUCAGAGGAACCCUGUCUCAAGUCCUCCCUAUGCUGCCCCCGUACCCGUUCCUCCGCAUGCUGCUUCAGAAGGACCCUCUAUGAACGACUCAAGUCCUCCCUAUGUAGCCCCCGUUCCUCCCUAUGUAGCCCCCGUUCCUCCCUAUGUAGCCCCCGUUCCUCCACAAGUCGCCCCCAUUCCUCCACAAGUCGCCCCCAUUCCUCCGCCCGUUGCCCCCGUUCCUCCACAUGUCGCCUCCGUUCCUCCAAAUGUCGCCCCCGUACCCAUUCCUCCACGUGCUGCUUCAGAAGGACCCUUCAACUCAGACGACAACUCAUUGUUGCUCGGGCGGAGUCUUCGUCGUGCUUUUCCGGAUUUCCCUACUCCUUCGUCUUCGCCUUCCCACUCCCCCUGCCCCUCCCCCUCACACGCACUCUACCCUAUACCCGAAUCAUCUGAUGAGGAAGAAUCGGACGCACAUCACUCUCGCAUCGGCGCUCCCGAUGGUAACUGUGAGACCUCUAUGGAUGCUACUCGGUCGCAUGCGCAAGCUUCACCAGAUACUUCGUCUCUUUGGAGGAACUUGUCUCAAGCGUGGAAAACCCUACCCACCUUGGGUUCAACACCGGACGAUUCCCCUUCACCGUCUUUCGAGAAAGUUAUGGCAUCGCCCUCUGGACCACAUCAUUUACGCUCAUCUGGUGAAUCCUAUGUGCAGCACAUUGGCGAACCACCCCGUACACCCGAGAAUCAAGGCACGGAGCACCGCGAAGGACCAGGUACACCCAAAAGAAAGAGCCCGCAACCGAAUGGGCCGAACCCGAACCCGAACCCGAAGCCCGUCACGCAAACUAUCCAACCUACUUUAGAUGUCCCGACUACGGAUGCGACACCGGAAGAUCCCCCUGCGCCGUCUUUCGAGCAAGUCAAGACAGCACCUCCCAGCUCACAGCAUCCACACCCAUCUGAUGAACCCUACACACCCAGGAAACGAAGCCCGGACGAAGUCAAGCAGACUAUCGAUGAUGUCUUUCAGACGUACAAGGCCUUUCUUGAUCGCCUAAAGAAAGGAUCACUGCUGUCCGAAGAAUUUAAGCUUGGGGGAGAGAGCAGUUCGGUCUUUGCGCGCGAUUUGAUCGGUAUGAAAAAAGACAAGACCGAUCCUUUAGCUAACGAAUUUUCGGCCCGAGUCUCUCUGCUCUCUGGCGCUUCGGGGACCGGAAAGACUCAGACAUGUGCACGCCUCCUUGGAAAGGCCUGUGGUUUUGGUAUUUCCUGUCGGCGCUCCGAACCCGGAAACGAUCCCACCGAUCCUGGCUUUCGCAGUCCAAGUUCCACCCAAUAUCUGGCGACCUAG
Messenger RNA from Stereum hirsutum FP-91666 SS1, 1434 nucleotides. RefSeq lists its product as uncharacterized. NCBI's taxonomy places the organism in Eukaryota, Fungi, Basidiomycota, Agaricomycetes, Russulales, Stereaceae. The record is from RefSeq and is a predicted model, not a curated record. Bases 1 to 1434 code for a protein of 477 amino acids. The transcript is spliced from 9 exons.